Andrographis paniculata is the source of this 1679-nucleotide messenger RNA. RefSeq lists its product as uncharacterized. The transcript has 4 exons. The coding region runs from base 148 to 1461 and encodes 437 amino acids. The record is from RefSeq and is a predicted model, not a curated record. Lineage: Eukaryota; Viridiplantae; Streptophyta; Magnoliopsida; Lamiales; Acanthaceae.
ACUCUUUCAUCACCCAACUCGCCGCUUCAUCUUCUCCACAAAAAACCCUCACCAAACCCCUCUUUUUCCCCUCCUCUCCGCCGCCGCGGCGUAAAGCCUAAUCGCUUGCUGCAGUAGUUGUGUCACCGCAUCAACCGCUAGCUAGCAAUGGCGUCUGUAUCCUCAGCCUCUGAAAUCGCCAUCGAAGGACCUGUCCUCAGUCUAGUGAACAAGCGCCUUCGAGCCUUGAGGAAGAAGCUUAACCGCAUAAAUCAGAUGGAGGAGUCUCGGUGUCAAGGCAAAACGCUCAAUAAGGAGCAAGAAGAGACCCUACUUACCAAACCCUCGCUCCUCGCCGGCAUUGACGAACUCGAAAAACUUCGCCUGCCUCUCUCGCGAGCAGUGGAUCAGGAAAUUGAACUCUACAUGGAGAAAAAUAAGCAAAAAUCUGAUGUGACUGCAGAAAUCCAGAAUGAGGCGGAACCGGAAGCGAAUGGGGAAUACGACGGCGUUUCGGAGGUUUCUGAUCUGCUUAAUCUUCUGUACUUUGCUACAGUUUUCGAUGUGAAGACAUUGAUGAGGGCUCACGAUAAUAUGCUUACGAGAACGCACGAGAGGAACUGCUGCUUAACUUAUGAUUACGUCACCGAUGAAGAUACUGCAGAGGAUCCUCUGAAAGAGUGGGAUUUAGACAUAAUUGCUACACUUGGAGCAAUGCUAACUUCACGCCCAGUUAACUCACGCCUGUCGCAUAAGAACGCGUUGCAGAAGUGUGUGGAGCAUGCCAAGUUGUGGCUUGCGAAAGCAGAUCAGCCGAUUGAGCCCGACUCCACCAUCACUUAUGCUGGCUUGAGGGAAAAGUUGAGUAAAAUUAUGGCUUCAGACUACUUCACUACUGCUCCAGAAAUAAAAGCCCCGGUGGAAGUGGCAGCUGCUGCUGGAGAUUAUGUUUUUCAAUUGCCUGGGCAUGCAUCCAUUACCAUACCAGUCAGUGCGUCUGAACCAACAGAAGGAUCGGCUGUGAAUUCCCAGAAAGAGGAAGAACAAUCCCCCACUUCACCCAGCAACGAUGUUUAUUACGACGAAACUGGAAAAGCCCAUCAAGAAGUUUCUGAGGUAGAGAAUGUAUCAGAGGUCCAGCCUCAAGCAGAGCACGCCAUCCCUGAUACAGAAAUCGAACAAAAUUCAAGGGAUGAGGACUUGAAAGAGCAGCAGCACACCACUCGGAAACCAUAUCAAAAUUACAGAGGUGGCCGUGGUGGCGCCAACCGUAGAGGAUAUGGAAACAGCCGUGGAGGGAGAGGCAACGGCCGAGGCGAUUAUCAGAAUGGGCGCAACCUAUACUACGACCAACCUGGCGGUUAUUACCCGAGGAACAAUUAUAAUUACAGAGGGCGAGGCGGGAGGGGUGCAGGCCCCCCCAACUAUAGUCGCCACCACGCUCCUGUAGUUCACGAAAACCAUUCCCAAGUGACAUCGUGAACUCAUUCCCUUAAGGUGGUUGUGAUCGUUGGUGGUAUUCCGACUAGAAAGUCGGUAGUUGGAGGCACUGUGCCUAUUAGUCUAAGGUAUUUAUGGUUGUCUCCAGGUAACAUCUGUUUUUUUGUAGUUGAGAUUAAUGGAAUCUUUUGAACUGAAAUGCUGCUCUGCCGUAUUAAGAUUAUUAUUAUUAUUAUUAUUAUUUGAAAACAAAAUUAUUA